Molecule: messenger RNA, 2133 nt
Organism: Prunus dulcis (almond)
Lineage: Eukaryota; Viridiplantae; Streptophyta; Magnoliopsida; Rosales; Rosaceae
Product: delta-1-pyrroline-5-carboxylate dehydrogenase 12A1, mitochondrial
Exons: 16
Coding region: 271-1935 (554 amino acids)
Cellular component (GO): mitochondrion
Molecular function (GO): L-glutamate gamma-semialdehyde dehydrogenase (NAD+) activity; aldehyde dehydrogenase (NAD+) activity
Source: RefSeq, a predicted model, not a curated record
CUGUAAACAACUGGUCUCAUCCACAUGCUACAAUUCAGGAUUGUCAUUACGUGUCAUUGUGACGUGGAAUUCAGUGGAGUAGUACAAUCAUAAAUCUAGGAACAGAAAGAUCCAAGAGUAUGUGAGAGUGACAGCUUUCUCCACGCAGCUUUCCAAGAGUUUGAGGUUCAGUCUGCAACUAAGAUUGGCAUAUAAAGAGGAGAGGAUCGAAGUUAAUAGCUCAGGGACAAAUCCAAUCAUAUUUCAUUUAGUUCUGUUGCAUCAGUCACCAUGAAUAGGAUUCUGGCUUGCAGAGAACUCAGAGCCAGAGCGCCCCGGACAGCCUUGAGCUGGUUCAGUUCAUUAAACAUCUCAAGAUCUGUUCAUGGGUUACCCUUUGCAACCGUUGAGGCAGAAGAGAUAUCUGGUUCACAGCCUGCUGAAGUACUAAACUUGGUGCAGGGGAAAUGGAAGAAAACUGCUAGAUGGAACACAAUUUUGGAUCCUUUAAAUGGGGAACCAUUCAUUAAAGUUUGUGAAGUAGAUGAAACAGGAAUUCAGCCGUUUGUUGAGAGCUUGUCCAAGUGCCCGAAGCAUGGUCUUCACAAUCCGUUCAAAGCACCAGAGAGGUAUCUUAUGUUUGGGGACAUAUCUGCAAAGGCAGCUCACAUGCUUUCGUUGCCAAAGGUUUUUGAUUUCUUCACAAGAUUAAUACAAAGGGUUGCUCCAAAGAGUUACCAGCAGGCUUCUGGUGAAGUUUAUGUUACUCGAAAAUUUCUGGAGAAUUUUGCUGGUGAUCAGGUCCGCUUCUUAGCAAGGUCUUUUGGGGUUCCUGGAAAUCAUCUCGGACAACAAAGCCAUGGUUUUCGUUGGCCUUAUGGUCCUGUGGCAAUUGUUACUCCCUUUAAUUUUCCUCUAGAAAUUCCUGUACUUCAGUUGAUGGGUGCACUUUAUAUGGGUAACAAGCCAAUCCUCAAAGUGGAUAGCAAGGUAAGCAUUGUUAUGGAGCAAAUGAUGAGGCUGCUUCAUUACUGUGGGUUACCAAUAGAGGAUGUUGAGUUCAUCAAUUCUGAUGGGAAGACAAUGAACAAGCUACUAUUGGAGGCCAAUACACGAAUGACCCUCUUCACUGGUAGCUCAAGAGUGGCAGAAAAAUUAGCUCUAGACUUGAAGGGUCGUGUUAAGUUGGAAGAUGCAGGAUUUGACUGGAAGAUCUUAGGGCCUGAUGUUCAGGAGGAAGACUAUGUUGCAUGGGUCUGUGAUCAGGAUGCAUAUGCAUGCAGUGGUCAGAAGUGCUCUGCACAAUCGAUGCUCUUCAUACACGAGAACUGGUCUAAGACUUCACUUCUAUCCAAAAUGAAAGAUCUGGCUGAGAGAAGGAACUUAGAAGAUUUAACCAUUGGCCCUGUCCUUACAGUCACAACUGAAACAAUGCUAGAACACAAGAAUAAAUUGCUUCAGAUAUCAGGUUCAAAACUACUCUUUGGGGGUGAACCCUUAAAGAACCAUUCCAUUCCACCCAUAUAUGGUGCCAUAGAACCUACAGCCAUUUAUGUUCCACUUGAAGAAAUACUGAAGGGAAAUAAUUUUGACCUUGUGACGAGAGAAAUUUUUGGGCCAUUUCAGGUUGUCACCGACUAUAGGAGUGAUCAACUCCCACUGGUGUUGGAUGCUGUAGAAAGGAUGCAUGCACACUUAACAGCUGCUGUUGUUUCAAAUGAUCCACUCUUUCUACAGGAAGUUAUUGGGAACUCAGUAAACGGGACUACUUAUGCUGGACUCAGAGCAAGAACAACUGGAGCUCCACAGAAUCACUGGUUUGGACCAGCUGGAGACCCAAGGGGAGCUGGCAUUGGGACCCCAGAAGCAAUAAAGCUCGUCUGGUCAUGCCAUAGAGAAAUCAUCUAUGAUGUUGGUCCACUUCCAAAGCAGUGGGAAAUUCCACCUUCUACUUAGAGAGUCAUUAUGGACCAGAUGAGAAGAACACGGGGCCUUCCGUUCGAUGUGAACAAGCAUGUAGUUGUAGGUUCUGACACAUCAGCUGAUGCUGCACAUAUUAGCUACCGUUGACCCUUAGACAUUUCUCAGUUGUGCAAUAAAAUGAAGGGAUUUUCUUCCCAAGCCUUCUAAUUGAUUAAUUGUCCCCUUUUCUUC